Paramuricea clavata is the source of this 647-nucleotide messenger RNA. NCBI's taxonomy places the organism in Eukaryota, Metazoa, Cnidaria, Anthozoa, Malacalcyonacea, Plexauridae. The record is from the annotation of a GenBank genome assembly.
AUGCAGGUUCCUCACUAUGAGGACAAGGUUCCUCACUCUGAGGACAAGAUUCCUCACUCUGAGGAGAAAGUUCCUCACACUGAGGACAAGGUUCCUCACUCUGAGGACAAGUUUCCACACUGUGAGUACAAGGUUCCUCAGUGUGAAGACAAGGUUCCUCACUCUGAGGACAAGGUUCCUUACUCUGAGUACAAGGUUCCUCACUCUGAGGAUAAGGUUCCUCACUCUGAGGACGAGGUUCCUCACUGUGAAAACAAGGUUCCGCACUCUGAGGACAAUGUUCCUCACUCUGAAGACAGGUUCUUCACUCUGAGGACAUGGUUUCCCACUCUGAGAACAAUGUUCCUCACUCUGAGAACAAGGUUCCUCACUCUGAGGACAAGGUUCCUCACACUGAGGACAAGGUUCCUCACUCUGAGGACAAGGUUCCUCACUCUGAGUACAAGGUUCCUCACUCUGAGGAUAAGGUUCCUCACUCUGAGGACGAGGUUCCUCACACUGAAGGCAGGUUCCUCACUCUGAGGGCAAGGUUCCUCACUCUGGGGAAAAGGUUCCUCUCUCUGAGGAUAAGGUUCCUCACUCUGAGGACAAGGUUCCCGUCUCUGAGAACAAGGCUCACCACUCUUAAGGCAGGUUCCUCACACUGA